UUUUUCCAGCUCACCCUCCUGGGCACUUUCUCCCUCCUCCUCGCUGAAGAGGUCCGUCUGAUAGACCUGGACCCCCCGGAAGCACAGCAGAUCAUCGAACAACAGGACCAGUCCCUCAACUAUGCACCCAAGGUCGACUCGAACGUCCCGGCCGUCCGAUUCCUCGGCAACGAACCCCACCACGUCCUGGAGGACGUCUACCUGGCCAAGCAGUACCACGGCCAGGACGGCCUCGGGGGGUACCUUUACGGGUACAACGUGCCAGACAUCGCCAAGACCGAGAAGAAGAAGGCCGGCGGCGAUCUGCGAGGAGCGUACAAUUACAUCGCCGGGAAUGGGCAGGAAAUUAAGGUAGAAUACUGGGACGAUGGUAAUGGUUUCCACCAAAUCGAUAAUGUACCAAAAAUUCUACCCAAACAAAUAGAUGACCUACCUGAAGUCAAAGCAGAAAAAGACAAAUUCCUAGCCAGAUGGCAAGAAGAAGCCGAAAGAAAUAGUCGUCCAGUUGCGGACCCCUACAACAGUGAAGGACAGUAUGCUAGUGGUCCACUUUCUGCCCAAGGUCAACUGGAGUCCAAAAGACAGUUGCAGCAGCAGCAACUCAACUCAUACCAACCAAGCGGCCAAUACCAAUCUGGACAGUACCAGCAACCAAACCAGUACCAGCACUCGUCUGGACAGUACCAACCAUCAAGCCAACCAGGACAGUAUCAAGCUGGACAACAAUCAUCAUCCACUCAGACUGGACAGUACCAACAGCCUGGUCAGUUCCCACAACUCAACCAGUAUCAAGCUGGACAGAAACCAUCAUCCAGCCAGUCUGGGCAGUACCAACAAACAGGACAGCAGCAACAACCCACUUCGUAUCAAGCUGGACAGCAAUCACCAUCCAGCCAGUCUGGACAGUACCAACCAUCUGGUCAAACCGGACUGUAUCAACAAGCGGGUCAAAACCAACAAUCCAACCAGUUACAGUCUGGACAGAAACAGUUUCCUAGCCAAUCUGGACAGUAUCAAUCACAAUUCGGACAGAAUCAGAAUCAUCAGCCUACAGGACAGUAUCAACAGACAGGGCAUCAGUAUCAAGCAACUGGACAGCAUCAGCAAUCUGGACAAACUGGGCAGUAUCAACCAACAGGACAGCAGCAGUCUACACAAACAGGACAAUACCAACAACCUGAACAAUAUAAAAGUCAAAACCAACGACAAGAAUCUAGUCUAAAUCAGAUAGACUAUAGUGGACAGUACAGCGAGAACCAAAACAUAUAUUCCAAACCGCAGCCAUCCUAUUCGGAAUCUGGACAGUAUAAUCAAGCUGAUGGGCAGUACCAAGGGAAAUCGAAUGAAAUUGACAAUUCGGGAAAAUACGACAAGAGUUCGGAAGAAGAGGACACUACCGGGCCGCCUAAAGGUUUCUUCUAUAGCUUUGAUUAUCCUGUAGGAAUCAUUGUUCAGAAAGGAGAUUUGGUGAGGAAUAGUGAAGUGAAGAACGUAUAUGAUGAAAAUAAGGCCAAGUUUGAAAGUCAAUUGAGAUCCGGAAGGUCAAAUGGAUCCAGCCAGAGUGGUUAUCUUUAUGUUAAGAAUUAA
Molecule: messenger RNA, 1587 nt
Organism: Phaedon cochleariae (mustard beetle)
Lineage: Eukaryota; Metazoa; Arthropoda; Insecta; Coleoptera; Chrysomelidae
Source: the annotation of a GenBank genome assembly